AUGAUAGCAUUAGAAAAUUUUGUUGAUCAAUUUGUUUUACUAUUAAUUUCAUUAAUACAACAGCAACAACAAGAUCGAAUUAAACUAUUAAAAGAAAAUAAUCAAAUAACAAGUAAAUCACGAUCAUUAGAUGAUAUUGUAUUAUUGGAAACAUUAGAUUUAUCAAAUUUAAUUCGUCAUUUUGAUACUAAUUAUGAUAAUCAAAAGGAAAUUGAAGAAUAA
Molecule: messenger RNA, 222 nt
Organism: Didymodactylos carnosus
Lineage: Eukaryota; Metazoa; Rotifera; Eurotatoria; Philodinida; Philodinidae
Source: the annotation of a GenBank genome assembly